ACUGCGGCGGGUCGACGCGUCAGGAACAAGACUGAGGUAAUUGUAAUUUUGUUCGAGGGCCGGGCGGAACAGAACCGAGAACGUGCAGUUUCGCAUGGCGUUUGAGCAGAUCGUAUGAAUUGACUGUGGAACACCUCAUGCAAGUCUUUUGGAUUGCGAGCAUAAAAAAGCACCCAUCAACUCUGUGCUUAGGAUAGAGUAGAAAUGCAAGUAGAUGUCUGACAUUGACAAGCACAUUCCGAGCAUGGGACCCGAUCGGGGAAAAAAUAUGCAAGACGUCGAGGAAGACCCAGACAACGACGGCUCGUCGGCAGAGCAGGACCUGCCGAUGCCCCAGAUGGUGAUUGCCAUGGGAGACGAUAGCAACGAGGAGGAGGACAGUGAUGAUGAUGUCGAUGAUGGAGGAGCGGGGCCAGGUGGAGAUGGAUACAUGCUGUUACCGGACGCUGAUCAGGAAAUCGACCAUGCUGAUAUUGAGGCUAUGGAUGAAGAAGCUCAUGGUGCAGCCCCAAGCAGUCAGCAGCAACAACAGCAGCCUGAACUUCCAACCCACUUAGCCAAGCUUCUCCCUACUCAGCCACCAACCCAAGAUCCGUCCACCGUCGUCUCAUUCGCAGACACCUCCAAAACUCUCGAGACGCGCCGACAGGUCAUGGCUGCGGACGACGAAAUCCAGAAAGCCAUGGCUGGUUUCUCGCUGCCGGGGACUGCCAUACCGCCCUGGGCGAGGGCGCAAGGCGACAAGGAGUGGAAGGACCAGCUGGCCGAGAUGAUCCGGGGGAGGGAAGAGAAGAGACAUGAAACGGGCGGGACAUCCAAGGAUGGGAAGACGUGAUUGGAGGAAAACUGGGAAGUUGGAGACUGUUUGCUGUAUUAAAGGAUUUGUACAUGUCAAUGUAGGCAUGUUUGCUCCACCAGCUGGCAUGAUCCGAGGGAAGGAAAGAGACAUGAAACGGGCGAGACAUGAAACUGUGAUUGGUCACUUAAACCGAAAAACUGGAGACUGUUUGCUGUAUCAAAUAUAUGUGGGUAGGCUUGAGAGACCUAUGGCAUAUUUUCCGUCUAAUUUGUUCCAUCAGCUGGCAAAGAUGGUCUUAGGGAAAGAAGAGAAAAGACAUGAAAUAAUUGAAACAGCCAAGGAUGAGUGAAACUGGAAAAUUAGAUACUUUUCGCUGUAUCAUAAUGGUUAUAAUGUAUAUUUGCUCAGUCAGCCAGCAAAGAAAGAGACAUGAAACGGGUGAGACAUCCACAGAUGGGAAAACAGGUUACUUAUUAACUGAAAAACUAGAGACUGUUUCCUGUAUUAAAUAUGUGUGGGUAGGCUUCAGAGACCUAUGGCAAUGGUUCUAUCGGAUUUGUUCCACCAGCUGGCAAAGAUAGGGAGAGAGAAUAAGAGACAUGAAACGGGUGAGACAUCCACAGAUGGGAAAAUGUGAUUGGUUACUUAUUACCGGUAACUGAAAAACUAGAGACUGUUUCCUGUAUUAAUUAUGUGUGGGUAGGCUUCAGAGACCUAUGACAAUGGUUCUGUCAGAUUUGUUCCACCAGCUGGCAAAGCUAAGGGAGAGAGUAUAAGAGACAUUAAACAGGCGAGACAUCCAAAGA
This is a messenger RNA of Patiria miniata (bat star), 1605 nucleotides long. Its product is annotated as male-enhanced antigen 1-like. The record is from RefSeq and is a predicted model, not a curated record. Gene Ontology annotation, biological process: spermatogenesis. The coding region runs from base 215 to 835 and encodes 206 amino acids. The transcript is spliced from 3 exons. Lineage: Eukaryota; Metazoa; Echinodermata; Asteroidea; Valvatida; Asterinidae.